AAGGACCAUCUCCUUCCCAUCACCAAGAUCAUCUCCUUCUCAUCACCCAGACCAUCUCCUUCUCAUCACUAAGACCAUCUCCUUCUCAUCACCCAGACCAUCUCCUUCCCAUCACCAAGACCAUCUCCUUCCCAUCACCAGGACCAUCUCCUUCUCAUCACCAGGACCAUCUCCUUCUCAUCACCAGGACCAUCUCCUUCUCAUCACCAGGACCAUCUCCCUGAGCCGCUGCUGGGUCCCCGGUUAGCGGAGCGUCGCAUGGAUAAUGGCUGCAGAGUUUAUAAAGAGCUGCUGCAAGGGAUGUUUCCAAGCUGACAACAAAAGAGGACUGGCGGAGAGAGACCCGUCCGAGGCGGCCCGGAAAGGUUCUCACAUCGUCGACCUGCCCCCCAUGUCCUCGGUGUCUCUAAAGAGACAGGUGGGGUGCAGCGAGGAUUAUCUGCUCUCCAAGCUGCCGGCCGACGGCCGAGAGGUGCCGUUCGUGGUCCCGACGUUCAAACCGGCGUACAUCCAGCCGCGGGCGCUCUCCGGCCCGUCUCACCUGGAGGGGCUCAAAGGGUCCGCCAGGACCACCUUUAACGACCGCAAAGCAGAGCUGUCCGCCUUCUAUCACCCGGGGCCGAACUACGAUGUCAUCUACAACCCCAGCUACGUGCUGCAGCACAUCUCACCGGACCUGGGCAGGCGGGGAGAAGCGGCCCCCGGCUCGGCCCGGCUCUACGGAUCAGUUUGUGAUCUGAGGAGCAUUAAAGCGGCCGACGCUCCGGUUCUGAGCAGCUCGCUGUACGAUCUGGCGGGUCCCACGCGAUGCUUCCAGCGAUACGAUUCGGUCUCCAGCAUCCGGAGCAGCAACUCCUCCAGAAAGGAUUCCCAGGGCAGUAACCGGAGUCUGGAUACAAUCACAUUAUCGGGGGACGAGAGGGAAUUGGGGAGGCUGAAUAUCAAAGUGCGAUACGUCUCGGCCGUGGAGCAGAUCUGGAUCACCAUGCUGCAGUUAAAAGAUCUGAGUUGGCCGGCGGGCUGCGGAGAAAGUCCGAGUAUCUGCGUGAAAGGCAUCAUUACGUUGCCCAAACCGGUGCAGUUUAAGUCAUCUGCUAAGGAAGGCGCUCUGGACAUGGACUUCAUGGAGACCUUCGUGUUCGCCAUCAAGCUGCAGACCCUGCAGUCGGCGCGCCUCGUUUUUAAGGUCCUCAGCCUGACCCCCAGGAAAAGAACCAUCAGCAAGUGCUCCGUGUCCCUGCGCGACCUCAGCGAGGACGAGAGGGAGUAUUGGCUGGACGUGGCGCCGUCGUCCAAAGUGUCCGUCUGUCACGCCGAGCUGCAGAUCGGGACCUGUUUUCAAGCAAUAAACAGCAGGAUUCAGCUGCAGAUCAUAAAGGCCCAGAACCUGCCCGGCUCAUCGGCCCCGCUCUGUCUGAAUUUCUUCGUGAAAGCGGAGAUGUUCAGCACCGAGGGGCUGAUGUACAAGAAGAAGACGCGGCCCCUGAAGGCCACGGGCGGACGGGUCACCUGGGGGGAGACCAUGACCUUCCCCGUGUCGCAGAAAGAGGAGGGAAUCAACUUUCUGGUCAAACUUUACAGUCGCAGCUCGGUGCGGCGGAAGCAUUUCAUCGGUCAGGUCUGGAUCAGCAGCGACAGCAACAGCUCGGAAGCGGCAGAUCAGUGGACAGACACGAUCAGCCACCCGGAAAAGGUGGUAAUGAAAUGGCACAAGCUGAACCUUUCCUGAAGCUGCUAGGGAUCGGAGAGAAGCAGACUGACGGGGGGGGGGGCACUCCGUACGGACCAGCGACAGAGUAUUUCGGGGUUAUGCCCAAGUAAUAGAACUGAGCAACCCC
This is a messenger RNA of Spea bombifrons (plains spadefoot toad), 1838 nucleotides long. It is a transcript of the gene TC2N, whose product is annotated as tandem C2 domains, nuclear. The record is from RefSeq and is a predicted model, not a curated record. Gene Ontology annotation, cellular component: nucleus. NCBI's taxonomy places the organism in Eukaryota, Metazoa, Chordata, Amphibia, Anura, Pelobatidae. Bases 266 to 1729 code for a protein of 487 amino acids. The transcript has 11 exons.